This is a messenger RNA of Chara braunii, 4535 nucleotides long. NCBI's taxonomy places the organism in Eukaryota, Viridiplantae, Streptophyta, Charophyceae, Charales, Characeae. The record is from the annotation of a GenBank genome assembly.
AGUAGGAGAGGGGAGAGUAGUAUCGUGACAAAGCCACGGUGAGGAGGCGUGGCGUAGAGGAUGACGCAGAGGUGGAAGCUCAAGCGGCGAGACUCCUGGAAAGCGCGCUGUCGCAUCACCAUCGCUUGCGCCAUUGCUUUUGGUGUUUGCGUACCUUUGUUCAGCAAGCAGCUAGUGGCACCUGAGAGGUGCGGCUUCCCGGCCGCCCAUUUGCUGGUGAAUGUCGUUCCUAUCGCUUCUCAUUUCUCUGAUUUUUAGUGAGCGCCAUUCGUUGGGACCUCCCCAUCAACCGCUGUACAUGCCAGCCGGCUCGAAAUCGGCUGAGCCAGAAAUACGAUGAUGACAUGGCGGUGAAAACGGUCCAAUUCUGCUUGCAAGUUCAGCUUGGGUGUUAGGUUUGGUGUUGCUGGGGGAAGGUUGAAUGGUCGGUAACGGCGAGGUAUGAGCGCGUCACCGUCGUGCCACGGUGAAUACGGGUGAAGUAGUUGGUGUGAAGGCGGUGACGUUCCGCUUCCUCGUUCCGUUUGGCUGUUGGAUUAGGUCCGGCUGGGUGAAGGUUGAGUGGGAUGGUAGCUCCGAGGCUUGAGCGCGUGAACAUCGUUCCGCAGAUGUGGUGUCGUGCGAGUGUCCGUUGGUUCCCAGUGGUCCUGAGUGUAUCGACUCACGGUUUCUUUACCUAGACAUUCAAUCUUAGUAUUGGGAAUUAAUACCCGUUGUCGCCCCUAAUCGAAGCUUCAUUUCCUCCACGCGUUCAUUCGCAGAGGGUCAUCAAAACUGUUGUUGGGAGGGGCAGUCUGGUUAUGUUUCUUGUCCUGUUGAGCUCGACUGCCGGAAGUGCUUCUUUCCUCUGGCUGCCACGUCCAUGUUUUCACGCACUGCUUGUCUUCCGUUUCCAGUGCCCACGGGAUAAUCGCGUGCAAGACCGUACGUGCAAAAUGUUCGGUUGCACUGUCCUUUGAACUCGUAACGUCUUGCGUGUGGGUGCAGCGGCACGGACGGCUGUCCUUACGCUGAUUCUGAAUUCCUGAGCCUACACCCUUCGCCUAUCCAGGACUGCUCCUGAGAAGGCAGGUUUUGGAUGUGCACUUGUUUGACAGCAAGGGGACGGGGACGUUUACGCGGCCUCUCACGCACGAAAUACAAACAGACCUUGACACGCUCGCGCUCGCGCGCGCGCAAAAGAGAGAGAGAGAGAGAGAGAGAGAGAGAGAGAGAGAGAGAGAGAGAGAGAGAGAGAGAGCCGGGGCGGUGUUAAAGGAAGGCUGACCUUCCUGUGGAGGACUAGGGUAAAGGAGAGAGAGAGAGAGAGAGAGAGAGAGAGAGAGAGAGAGAGAGAGCCGCGGCGGUUAAAGGAAGGCUGACCUUCCUGUCGAGGACUAGGGUAAAGGCGAUAGAUCUGAUGCAUGCGCACGUGUGGCUCUCCUCUUGUCCUCCUUGGCGUGCUGUGUAGUAAUCGGUUCUCGAGGGUGGGCGGCCGUAUGCGAGGCGAGUCGGUCUACGCACGGACCGCCACGUGCAAGGCCGAUCAGGAAGACGAGCUCCCUGAGGAGAUAUAGGUGCGGAGUCAGGGUGGGUAAUUAUUCAGUGGAUCUUACGUGGUUCAUGUCUGUUUCCCCGUGUUGACAGUCUCUGAGUGAGUUGUUGGGAGUAUUGGGAACCUCGUCCUAGGGGAGGAAGAAAGGGUGGAGAAAAGACGAUUCGAGGGGUUAGGUACUGUUGUGGAGAAGGGUCGAGAAGGGCGGGAAGGGAAUCGAGAGGAGCGGAGAGAAAGCAGAGGGUGCGAGAAUAGUUCCAGCUAUGCAGGAAUUAUUGACUAUAUCCCCGUCGGAAUUGAAGUUUCAAUUCGAACUGUCUAAGCAAAUAUCGUCGUCGUUGCGUCUGUAUAACCAAACUUCGGAGUAUGUGGCAUUCAAGGUGAAAACUACUUCUCCAAAGAAGUAUUGCGUCCGACCGAACACUGGAGUUGUCCAACCCAAUGGAAGUAUAGAAGUGACAGUGACGAUGCAGUCUCAGAAGGAGGCACCGCCCGACAUGAUUUGUAAAGACAAGUUUCUCAUUCAGAGCGUCAUUGUUGAAGAGCUGAUGAGUCAUGAAAAGCUUUCCCCUGAGCUGUUCCAGAGAGAACCGGGACGCGACGUUCGUGAGGCGAAGUUGCGCGUGAUGUAUGUGCAGCCACCCCAACCUCCAUCUCCUGUCGCCGAGUCGGCGGAGGAGGGACUCUCGCCCAAGACACCGGUUAAAGAUGGUGUGGAUCGGUCAUCGCUGACGAGUAUCGGGAACGAUUACCAUGGCAGCGUGAAAGACUCUGCGUAUCUUCAGGCCAAGUUGCAGGAGAUGAAGACGACAUUGUUGUCCCUCACAGAGGAGAGAAAUGAUGCGCGUAGUCAGAAACAAAGAGUGGAGGAGGAACUCGUUAAGCUCAAGAACAGGGCAGGAACGAAUUGCAGUGCGUCGCCAACAGGACGCGCGGGUUUUUCCUUCUUCACGCUGCUUCUUGUUGCUAUUGUGGCAUUCCUGAUCGGUCUCUUCAUGAAAUAAUUGGGGGAACAGGAAGUCGGAUUAGCCAUGGCAAGCUGACAAUGUCCUCUUGGAGCAAAGGAAGCUGUCGCUCAUUGUGUUGCUGACUACCAUUCCGAUCCCCUAUCCUCAGAUCUCCCACGUCACCACAUCUCUCUAUAUCCACGAUUGUAGUAGAUUUCCGAACUUACGGCUUUUUCUUUGUUUAGUGAAUAUGAAGACAUAUGAAGAGAUAUGAAGAGAAUGUCCGUUCCGUAAAGUCCUGUCCUACCGGUUCUCUCAGCAGGCCCUCCUAUUAUUCUUCUCGCCUUUCUAUAGAAUCCUGUUAUCGUCCGUCCUUCUCCACUGCCAGCGGCGUUUAUCUGCGUGGUCAUCGAGAUGCAUGCUCUUCUUUCCCACUUCCACUGUCCGCUUACCGUUUUGCCUUUCUUCGAUCUUUUACAGCUCGUUGAUCCGUAAUUUCGUUGUUUACCUUCCCCCGUUCACUUUUGUGUGAUACUCGGCUGUGGCUGAAAGCAGCGGUACUCUUGGGGAUAUGUGGAUAUGUAGGUCGUUGGUGACUGAGGCGCCAGGAGUGUGUCCCUGGUGAAUAUAUAUGCUGCGGAGAAGCACUCUUAAGUGGAAGAGGAAAAACUGUAGGUGCUGAAGGCGGUUGAAAAAGAACUCCUGUCCCGACUGGGACCGAAUUGAGAUCAUGGAGCGCUGCGUUUUGCCAGCGGCAAUCUUAUGUAGCAGGCGUGCUGUGGUCUGCCGUGCUGGCCAGUCGUGGUUUCUUGAGAACGUUCACGGUGCAAAGAGGGAUGAGAAAUUUGGAGGUUCUCAUGCACUCAGGAAGAUCAUGCAGAGCCGAGGAGUGUCGUUCGCGAGGCCGUGGUAAUCGGUAUUAGCGCAAGGUUUAUUGGCAUAUUACGGCCCGCUGCCCCACUGGCGUAGAAUUUGCGUCUCUGGUUGUGGAAAAUACGUUGAGAACGCAUGUGGGAGAGAAUAAGAAUGUGUAGAUUUUAAAGGUUAUCAUGCUCUCGUGAAAAUCGUACGGAGUCGCGGAGUGUCGUUCGCGAGGCCGUGGUAUUCGUCACAAUUUGCGCAAGUUCAUUAGCAUAUUAUGGCCCGUUGCCCCACCGGAGGAGAAUUCGCAUCCCUGGCUACGGGAAAUACGUUAACGGGGAGAGGGGAGGUAAUUCGUCUCUGAAAUGGAUGGAGCUGGGUGCACAGCCAACCCCCUAUGAGCACGCGGAUAGUGUUGCAGAGUUCACGCAUACGCCCCCGCUCAACGGAGGAAUGCCAGGAUGAAUAGGGGGACUUUCUCAACCCAGGAACUGCAGCUGCUAAGCGACAAGGAGCUUAGAGGGAUGGUCUGUUCAAGGAAGACGAGUAGCAGAGAAGUCAUGAAGCUUAAGGUAUGGUGAGCCACGAACGGCGCGAGGGUUUGUGAACGAGAUGAAAGAGGCACUGUUUGGUCCUUCGGAUUGGGGGGGGAAGGGGGGAAGUGAUGACACCGAGAACAACGUAGCUUUGUUGCGGUAGUACUCAAGAAACGUGGAAAUGAUGAGGUGACGAUGGAGAAGGGCCAAGGGUUCUGGAAAGUGGGAGUAAGGAUAUUUCCCGUCGACGGGCACGUGGGAUUCAGAGUCGUCAUGAGCGAUCAGUGAGCGUCCUGUUUUUGGCGAUCAGUGUGCAUGUGGUAUCAACCGGACGGGAGGGAUUGCUUGAGGUCGCUGUCUUAAUUGGAAGGAAGCCCAACGACAGGGGUGUAGAGUACUCAAAUCCGAGCUGCCCGGGCUGCAUCCCUGCAUUUUGGAAAACUAUGGAGUAUUGGAAGUUGGCUUCCCGUCCUUACUCUUUUCUCUUCCCACUACCGUCUUCCCUCUCCGUCAGCCCUUCCUUUCUGAGCACCAUUUAUGGUCUUCUGCCGUUCUGAGCUUCUCCUCCUGCCUUCGGGCAGUUCUAUUCCUUCACUAAGUGCGAAUCCCCUGUAUUCUGCGCAUUCAUUCCUUUCUUGUGCGAUGUCAUCAGCAAUU